Messenger RNA from Lasiosphaeria miniovina, 1933 nucleotides. RefSeq lists its product as uncharacterized. The record is from RefSeq and is a predicted model, not a curated record. Lineage: Eukaryota; Fungi; Ascomycota; Sordariomycetes; Sordariales; Lasiosphaeriaceae. The transcript has a single exon. Gene Ontology annotation, cellular component: pre-snoRNP complex; nucleus. Bases 214 to 1791 code for a protein of 525 amino acids. Gene Ontology annotation, biological process: maturation of LSU-rRNA from tricistronic rRNA transcript (SSU-rRNA, 5.8S rRNA, LSU-rRNA); box C/D snoRNP assembly; snoRNA localization.
UGGCUGCCCCACUGUAACUCGCCCCGCUGUGGAGUCUCCAUGCUUUUAUCGCUGGAGCUAUCGUUAUCGCUCCUUAUCGGGCCAAAAAUUAUUGGCAGUUUCGUCAGACAAGACGGAUUUCCGUCAAGUUCAACAACAAUUGAUCAUUACAAUAUUUAGCGGCAGAAGUGACAAGGCCGAAAAGCAGUAUUCUGCUGACACUGCAAUCGUGCCAUGUCGGAAACAGUGCUAAGCACGCUGUGCUGCAUAUGCCAUUCCGAGCCGCCAAAAUACAAAUGCCCCGGAUGCGAAGCACGCACCUGUUCCCUGGCGUGCUCCCAGAAGCACAAGACGCGCGCCGAGUGCGACGGCCAGCGAAAUCCUCGGGCCUACGUGCCCAUCUCUAAGCUGCGCACCGCCGCCGGGGUUGACCACGACUUCAACUUCAUCCACUCAAUAGAGACCGCCCGAGAACGCGCCGCCAAGGAACUGGUCGAGGUCCGCCAGCUGCUGAGCGACAAGGAGUUGCGACCCCCCAAUGACGAAAAGCAAUUCAGCAAGGUUUGGUACGGCGACGAGCUGCACCAUGUGCCCAAUGCACCUGAUCCCCACGCGAAGCAGCUUCCCCAGGACGGCCGCGCUGGCCCUGAAGUGUUCGACAAGAACGUGCGCCGGCAGCUGAGAAACUUGGACGCCGAGGUCGUGGCGAUGCCGAAGGGUAUGGUGAGGCAGAAGGAGAAUACGACGUCAUGGAAUCGCAGAACAAUGAGCAUCAACUGGCAAGUCGAGUGGCUAGUUUCGGGGAUACCGGGAUUGGCCAAACCAAGUCAAGGCCUGCAACAGCAACAACAACCACAGACUGUACGGAUCUUGCGCAAAUCACUCGAGAAGAUACCGCUAAACGCAGCGUUGGCCACGACAGUUGAGUGGCAACGAGGCCAGCUAGACCGACUAAGCCGAGAACAAGAGCAGGGUGCGGGACAUGGCUCAGACAACGGCGAGGAGGACGAUGACGAAGGUGAGGACGGAUCCAGACCGAAGAAGAAAAAGCCGAGGUCGUCCAAGAAAAACAGGAAGGGCGUCUCGAAUUCCCUAAACCAAGACCCAGAUUCGAGCGCCUGGCCCGCUAGCGACUACACACUACAGUACUCUCUCACAGGAGAGUGGAACCGAACAACCACAGCCUCCUCGGUCCCUAUGACCGACGACGAGAGGGCAGCUGGAUUCGACAGGUGGCGGUUCUUUCUACAAAAGGCGGACAGGUCGGCUUCCUCUUCCCGGACCCUGAUCCCCGUCUUGGCCACGGAUACGCUGGCCAGCGCGCUGGCGGGCCGGACCAUUGUGGAGUUUCCUACUAUAUUCGUUCUCCCCCCGGGUGAGGCCCUGCCGCAAAAGUUCGUCCUCGGCUCCCCGGAGCGGAAGAGGAAGCCCGACGACGACAAAGACGAGGAGGAGCAAAAUCCUCAACGCCGCCCAUAUAAAAUACAGACAUUUGACCGGCGUGGCGACGGAAGGCCGUCUCGGGGAGCUCGUGUCCAAGGCCGUGGCCAAAGCCGUGGCCAAAGCCGCGGACGCGGACGUGGACGAGGUCGUGGGCACGGCCGGGGAAGAGGUGGUAGGGUCGAAUUCAAGCGAUCCUCUGCCAACACGGUAGAGAUCGACGACGGCGAGAUCAACAGCGACGGCGACGACGUCAUGGACGGCAUGCAGGCCAAGCCUGAGCCGUUCGGCGGCGGACGCGGCGAGGACUUGGCCGAGGUGCUUCCGCGAGCAAGAGGCCUUGUUGACUACGACUCGGCAGGUUCGGACUGAAGCUGAGUGGUUGCUGACCACAGUCGCGCUUGUGUUAUUCUACAAAGAGCAAGUUAUGUCUGUGGUUGUGUCUCUGUGGUGAAGCAAUGCCUUGUAUGUAUGUAUGUAUGUAUGUAUAUUGUUGAUGUGCUGUAUAGCGCUG